Molecule: messenger RNA, 6280 nt
Organism: Megalobrama amblycephala (Wuchang bream)
Lineage: Eukaryota; Metazoa; Chordata; Actinopteri; Cypriniformes; Xenocyprididae
Product: TBC1 domain family member 9B
Exons: 23
Coding region: 160-3852 (1230 amino acids)
Molecular function (GO): calcium ion binding
Source: RefSeq, a predicted model, not a curated record
CAUUAACUCCGGCGGCCGUUUUGGCUCCACGGUGGCAGGUUUCGCUCGCAGUGAGUUGGGCGGCUCAUGCAGACAAACAUCAGCUGAGUCCCGUCCAUUCUGGCAUGAUUAAAACUCACACAUUUACCGCAGCUAGAGAGUGAACGUGUCCGGUAAGCCAUGUGGAUUACCCCGGAGGAGGUGUUACUGGCCAACGCGCUGUGGGUGAGCGAGCGGGCGAAUCCGUAUUUCAUCCUGCAGAGGAGGAAGGGACACGGACGCGGAGGAGGCAUCACGGGUUUGCUGGUGGGUACACUGGAUGUUGUGUUGGACUCGAGUGCUCGUGUGGCUCCGUACAGGAUUCUACACCAGACGGGAGAGUCUCAGAUCUUCUGGAACAUCGCUUGUGGCUCGUCUCGGAAGGAGAUCACUGAACACUGGGAGUGGCUUGAGACAAAUCUACUCCAGACUCUGUCCAUCUUUGACAACGAUGAUGACAUCACCACCUUCGUCAAGGGCAAAAUACAGGGCAUCAUCGCUGAAGAGAAUAAAAGCGGCAAACCUCAGGAAGACGAGGAUCCUGGGAAGUUCCGUGAAGCCGAGCUGAAGAUGCGGAAGUUGUUCGGCAUGCCGGAGGAAGAGAAGCUGGUCAACUAUUACCCCUGCAGCUACUGGAAGGGAAGAGUCCCGCGGCAGGGCUGGAUCUACCUGUCCGUCAACCACCUUUGCUUCUACUCUUUCUUGCUGGGAAAAGAGGUUUCACUGGUGGUGCAGUGGACGGAGGUCACGCAGUUAGACAAGAACGCCACGCUGGUUUUCCCGGAGAGCAUCCGCGUGAGCACUCGUGACACAGAGCACUUCUUCUCCAUGUUCCUCAACAUCAACGAGACCUUCAAACUGAUGGAGCAGCUGGCCAACAUCGCCAUGAGACAGCUGCUGGACAACGAGAGCUUCGCCGCCGAUCGCUUCCUCCCCAAACCCGGCAAGACCCUGAAAAACGUUUCCGCACUCAAGAGGGACUUGGAUGCGCGUGCAAAGAACGAGCGGUACAGGGCGCUUUUCCGGCUCACGCAGGACGAGCGUUUGGACGGACACACCGACUGUACGCUCUGGACGCCGUUCACUAAGAUGCAUGUCGUCGGUCAAAUGUUUGUUUCUAACAACUACAUCUGCUUUGCCAGUCGAGAGGAAGAUCUGUGUCAGCUUAUCAUUCCACUGAGAGAGGUGACCAUAGUGGAAAAAGCAGACAGCAGCAGUGUUUUGCCCAGUCCACUGUCGAUCAGCACUAAAAACAAGAUGACCUUCCUGUUUGCCAACCUCAAAGACCGUGACUUCCUGGUACAGCGAAUUUCUGACUUCCUGCAGCGCACGCCUGACAGGCCGUGUGGCCUAAACGCUCAAUCUGAGAAUCCCAGCCCGAGUACGCCGCCGUCUCUGCCCCCGUCCCCUUCUGUGCUGGGGCUUGGAGAGAUGCCCCAAAACCAACACUACAGCCCCAGUCUGCCCACUGCCAAGCAGGGCCUACUGCAAAUCUAUCAGCAGGACGUCCCGGAGGAGCUGGGGCCCAAAGUGACGAGAGAGAAGAUGAAAGAGGAAUCAUGGAACAUCCAUUUCUUUGAGUAUGGACGUGGAGUGUGUAUGUACCGCACGUCAAAGACGAGAGAGCUGGUUCUGAACGGGAUACCUGAGAGUUUGAGAGGAGAGCUGUGGCUGCUGUUCUCAGGUGCUCAGAACGAGAUGGCCACACACCCGGGUUACUACGGCAGUUUGGUUGAGCAGGCGAUGGGUAAAUGUACUCUAGCGACAGAGGAGAUCGAGAGAGACCUCCACCGUUCCAUGCCUGAGCAUCACGCCUUUCAGAAUGAGAUGGGCAUCGCUGCGCUGAGACGAGUCCUGACGGCCUACGCUUACAGGAACCCCGGCAUUGGAUACUGUCAGGCGAUGAACAUUGUUACGUCUGUGUUGUUGUUGUAUUGUACUGAAGAGGAGGCGUUCUGGCUGCUUGUGGCUCUGUGUGAACGGAUGCUGCCCGACUAUUACAACACUAGAGUUGUAGGAGCGCUGGUGGAUCAGGGAGUGUUCGAGGAGCUCACCCGCGAGUGUUUGCCGCUGUUGUACGAGCGCAUGCAGGAGUUGGGCGUCAUCUCUACUAUCUCUCUGUCCUGGUUUCUCACUCUCUUCCUGUCCGUCAUGCCUUUCGACAGCGCGGUGCUGCUGGUCGACUGCUUCUUCUACGAGGGCAUUAAAGUCAUUUUCCAGGUGUCAUUAGCUGUGCUACAUGCAAACAUGGAUCAGCUGCUGUCCUGUUCAGAUGAGGGAGAGGCCAUGACCAUUCUGGGCCGAUAUUUGGAUAAUGUUGUGAAUAAGCAGACAGUUUCUCCACCCAUUCCCCACCUUCAUGCUCUGUUGACCAGUGGCAACAACCCUCCACCUGAGAUUGACGCCUUUGAGCUCAUUAAAGCGUCCUAUGAGAAGUUUGGUAGUCUUCGUGCUGACGUCAUUGAACAGAUGAGGUUCAAACAAAGGUUAAAGGUCAUACAGUCACUAGAAGACACAGCUAAGAGGAGUGUGGUGAGAGCUAUCAUGACAGAUUCUGCUUUCACUAUUGAGGAGUUGGAAGAACUCUAUGUUCUGUUUAAGGCGAAACACAUCAUGAGUUGUUACUGGGGUGCGAGCAGCACGGCGGCGGAACGUCACGACCCCAGCCUGCCGUAUCUGGAGCAGUACCGCAUCGACUGCGGGCAGUUCGUUCAGCUCUUUUCCGCUCUGGCACCCUGGAGCUGCGGCCUUCACACCAACACGCUUUCUAGCCGACUCUUCCGCCUGCUCGACCAAAACAAAGACACACUCAUCAACUUUAAAGAGUUUGUCACCGGACUCAGUGGAAUGUAUCAUGGCGAUAUGACGGAAAAACUCAAACUUCUCUACAAACUCCACCUGCCUCCAGCGUUGUGUCCAGAGGAAGCAGAGUCAGCGCUGGAGGCCACGCAGUUCUUCACUGACGACGACACGCCACAGGAUCCUCCCUUCCUGUCUCAUCUGGACUUCCUGGCACAGGAAGUGACCUCAGGAGAGGAGCUGAAAGAGGCAGGAGAAGCAUCAGCGGCCGGAGACACCGAUGACAGAAAAGAGGAGAAGCCAAAGGACUAUAAGUACUAUCUGAGAAUGUGGGCCAAAGAAAAAGAGCCAAAGAAAGAGAGUAUCAAAGAUCUGCCCCGGAUGAAUCAGGAGCAGUUCAUUGAGAUGUGUAAGACUCUCUACAACAUGUUCAGCGAAGAUCCCAUGGAGCAGGAGCUGUAUCACGGCAUCGCCACGGUGGCGAGUCUCCUGCUGCGCAUCGGAGAAGUGGGCAAGAAAUUCACCAACAACGGCGGAAGGAAAGCCGAGGCCCAGCUGCCCUCCACCAUCGACGCUCUGCAGCCAGAGAGGGAGGACUCGUCCGGGGAGGGAGGAUCAGGACAGUCCCUGGUCUCCAAGGCCCUGGCGGAGGCGCAGCUAGAGACGCCACCUCCCACGGCGGCCGGCUCCGACGAAGACGCCAAAGACGACACGUCCGUUUCGUCCUACUCCGUGGUGAGCGCCGGUUCGCUGCAGUGCGAGGACAUCGCCGACGACACCGUGCUGAUCGGCUGCAUGAGCGGAGAGGGCGGCGACGGGGUGGAUCGGAGGCGGGGCAGCGCACCGGAUGCCGAUUGGUCGAUCACAUUCGAGCAGGUUUUAGCGUCGUUCCUGACGGAAACAUCGCUGGUUGACUACUUCGAGAAGAAACACGACAUCCAGAGCAAAAUAGCGGCGUGCAAAUUGCUGAGAGCGGUGGAAAGACAGACCAGUUCGUCAAGCGAUCAUGAUUUCUCUUCUCUGACCACACAAUGAUUACACUCAUACAGACAUGCAUGAACACACAAACACACGCAUACAGAUGCAAAACAAGCAUAUGUGUAUGUAUGUCCGGAUGCUGUCUCUAUAGGAGUUUGAUACUUCUGCGUCAUAGUCUACAAAUGAUGUUUAAAAGAGGUUUUAGAUGACCACGUUCCAUCCUAGUGUCCCGUUUUGCUGGGUUUCAUCAUUUGAACGCGUGAACUUGCAGGUCUGGAAUGGAGGAUUAUGGGAUAUGGCCCAUACAAAUCUAAAUAUAUCUAUAGGAACUGUGUAUAUUAUACUGCUUCGGCUCAUUAUACAGAUUAACGAAUGAAACGGCACACUAAAUAUUUGAUUUGCACACUCGUCUUGAGUCCCAGGUAGGAAUGAGAGCGAUUAUCUCACACUAAAAGUGUACAUCACUAAUGCUUUCUUGCACGUGUGCUAUAGCAGGAUAUAUAUCGAUGUGUUUGGCGGUAAGAAGUGUCCUUUAGGUGAUGAAGCGUCUGCCUCAUAAAGCUCUGCUUUAAUUCUUCAGAUUCACUUUAACACCUCGGAUGGAAACAGUUGUUCACUCUGCACUCAGCUUUGGUUCAAAGCCGUGUUUCUGUGUGUUAAAAGUCAGAUUUAGUGUUUCUAAGUAGGUCAUUGCCUUGCUUAAAAGACUCUUACCGUUGGUUGAGGACAGCAUUGCACAUGUUUGUUGUGGUGUUGAGAGGAUGUCGUCAUUGUUCAGAUGUUUAUUUGCCAGAAGCUACACAAACAUUACAGCGCUGACUCGUCCAAACCGUAAUGAUAGGUACAGUAAAAAAAUGUAGCAGAUUAAUUUAGCACUAUAAUGGCCUUUACCACGUAAAGCAAGACUUGUUUCUUGUUUAUUCGCCACAAUACUUUCUGCUGUCAGGCCAAAGCAAGUACAAUCAUUGGGCUUCAUUCAUGAAAAUCAAGCAGAGUGCAUUUGUGUAAAUCACUCGUAAUUUGUAUGCUAAUUGUAACACUGAAAUAAAAAAAAACCUUAGUAAAUUGGAAUGCACAAAAACAUUUAUGCAAGCAUAUCGGAGUAAACUGUUGCAUAAAGUUAAAUGAAAUUUGUAAAACAGUAAAUUGAUGUAAAUUGAUGCACUAAAUUAAAAUCAUGUAAAUUGUAUUAAAUCAUUUUACAAGUGAUUUUAAGGCAUCCCGUGUUGAAUUAAAAGAAAACAUUCAGUAUGCUUUACAUGCUAUUCAUAUUAAAUUGUAUUAAAAUAAAUUGAUACAUUGAAUUUAAAUAAAAAAAUAAGUUGCCAGAUUUUGUUCCUCCAUAAAAAUUCUGUACAAUCGUUCGUUGAACAUUCCGUAAAAUCUUUAAAAUGGUUUACGAUUGAUUUACAGAAAUUAGUUUAGCUUGUGUUUAAUAAAUAAAGCCCUGUUACGUUUAUUUUGGAAAAUGCAGUAAAAGUUGCGAACUAUAUUUUCAUUUCUUGUUCGCUAUGCUUCCUUUUAAUCAAAUGAAGAACUCAGUGACCUUUGGCCUGGAGAUUUCUAGAACUCUCAGCCAUAACAUUGUAUUCUAGAACUAGGUUCAUGAUUAAAAAGAACUUGGAUUGAGAUGAAUCUAGAACCUGUUGUUUAAAGACAGACUUGUCCUUUUCAUCCUGAUCUCAAAUCACAUGACUGAAAGAAUCUGGAAGCUUGCAUUUAAUCAGAUGUAAUCGAGCUUCUCAACCUGUAAAUAGUCACAUAUCACGUUCUAAUAUCAGAAGUUUUAACGUCAAAUCGUUUGCAGUGAUCGUUCUUGUUUGUUUUCAGUCAUGUAUCGCUUUGCUUUUGUUUGUCCCGUUUCUAUUCUAUAUUUGUGGUUUUUAACAAUUGCUUUUGUACUUAGUGAAUUAGCUUUAAAUUAAGCCUGUUCAGCUCCAUAAUGAACAAAUCCUGAAAGGCUUCAGUAUUAAUUUUGUUUAAAGAGCUUUAAAAUAUAAACCUGUCCGAAUUCUGAAAACGAGAUUCGAACCAAUAGAAAUGAGAGAUUUUAAAUCAAUGAUGAGGCAUUAAAGUAUAUCAAAUGUUUUUAAAAUUGGAUAAUAGCUGCAGAUGUAGGUGGUACGGCCCAUUUCCACACUUCCGUUAUGAAACGCACUUUUGUCAUUUACGGUAAAUCUGAAUGUGAAUGAAUCUCCCGUGACCUCUGUCUAACUGUGAAAAUAACUCUGGCUUCACUUCACUGUGUUUCUGAUUAACUAUGUUAAUUAAUGCAUAAACUAACACUGUUUCCAUUUUCAUCAUUCAUUUCGCAAAAGGAGUGAAUUCUUGUUCUCUUGGUGGAGAGUUUCUCCUUCUAUAAGCUUCUGUCUGUGACCUGCAGUUGUUAUUAUCUGAUGUCCACUCAUUUAAAAGUUGUUUCAAAACUUAUUGUCAUUAAACCAGUAUUGUGUAAUAUUAUGUAAUAAAAAUCAAGUUAUGGAAA